Molecule: messenger RNA, 1066 nt
Organism: Aspergillus japonicus CBS 114.51
Lineage: Eukaryota; Fungi; Ascomycota; Eurotiomycetes; Eurotiales; Aspergillaceae
Product: amidohydrolase family protein
Exons: 2
Coding region: 10-996 (328 amino acids)
Biological process (GO): secondary metabolic process
Cellular component (GO): cytosol; cytoplasm
Molecular function (GO): hydrolase activity; carboxy-lyase activity
Source: RefSeq, a predicted model, not a curated record
CUGAACAAAAUGAAGAUUGACGUGCACCACCACUUCUACCCUCAAGCCUUCCGCGAGGCCCUGGAAGCGGCCGGCGGCGACCCCUCGGGCUGGUACAUCCCCCCAUGGACGCUGGAACUCGACCAGGAGAUCAACCACACCCUCAACGUGACGACAACCAUCCUCUCCGUGACUGCCCCCGGCCCAGUGAUUGCCAAAGAGCCCGCCGCGGCGGCAUCACUGGCGCGGGAGUGCAACCGCUCCGCCGCGGCGAUCCGCGACGCCGCCCCCGCCCAAUACGGGUUCUUCGCCUCGGUGCCCUCGCUCUUCGACACAGCGCUGGCCCUCGAGGAGAUCCGCUACGCGCUGGACGAGCUCCACGCCGACGGAGUCACCCUCUUCACCCGCUACGGCCAGGGCCCCAACUACCUGGGCCACGAGGCAUUUGCCCCGAUCUGGGCGGAACUCAGCCGGCGGCAGGCGGUGGUGUUCAUCCACCCGACGCACCCGCAGGAUACCGCCCUGAUCAAUCCCGCCCUGCCGCAGCCGAUGUUCGACUACCCGCACGAGACGGGGCGCACCGCCAUGGAUUUGCUGACCUCGGGGCGGCUGCGCCAGCACCGCGGCUGCCGCGUCAUCCUCUCCCACGCCGGCGGCACCUUGCCCUACCUCAUCCACCGCGCCGCCACCAUGCUCCCCUGCAUGCCCCCGGACCGUAACAUCGGCCUCAGCCGCGACGAGAUCCUCGACACCGCCCGCGAGCUCUUCUACUUCGACACUGCCAUCUCCGCCAACGAGGUCACCCUCUCCGCCCUGGCCCGCUUCGCCAAACCGGGUCACAUCCUCUUUGGGAGCGACUUCCCCAACGCGCCCCGGGAUGCCAUCGUGCAGUUUACCCGGUUCGUGGAGGAGGAGGCCGCGCUAUUGCCGGAUGGAGUUACGGUCGAGACGCUGAAGGAGAAUGCGCUGCAGUUGUUCCCCCGCCUGAAGCGGGCGGAGGCCAAUGAUGUUUUCUAAGAUUUAGUACGGAGAUAAUACGUACUAGGCAGUUGCUUGGCAACCCUUGUAAACGUAAACCUGUUUAUGC